AUGGCAGAUGAUUUAACUCGUAUUGCUAUUGUUAAUGCAGAUCGUUGCAAACCAAAGAAAUGCAGUCAGGAGUGCAAGAAGAACUGUCCGGUCGUGAAGAUGGGCAAACUCUGCAUUGAGGUGAAACCAACUUCAAAGAUCUCAUACAUCUCCGAGGAGUUGUGUAACGGUUGCGGUAUCUGCGCCAAGAAGUGUCCGUUCGAAGCGAUCAACAUUAUCAAUUUGCCAAAGUCACUACAGAAGGACACCACUCAUCGUUACGGUCCAAACAGUUUCAAGUUGCAUCGUUUGCCAACUCCACGUCCCGGACAGGUACUCGGUUUGGUCGGUACCAACGGUAUCGGUAAGUCGACGGCACUCAAGAUCUUGGCCGGUAAAUUGAAGCCAAAUCUCGGUAUCUGGGAUCAACCACCCGAAUGGCAAGAGAUCCUCACAUUCUUCCGUGGAUCCGAACUCCAAUCAUACUUUACAAAGAUUCUCGAGAACAUGAAGGCACUCAUCAAGCCACAGUACGUCGACAACCUUCCAAAGGCUGUACAAGGAACCGUUCGUACCGUCUUGGAGGCCAAAGCACAAGCUGGAAACAAAGAUCAAAUGAUCAACGAUCUCGACCUCAAGACUGUCCUCGAUAAAGAUAUUAACGUAUUGUCCGGUGGUGAACUUCAAAGAUUUGCAAUUGCCGUUGUUUGUGUUCAAAAUGCUGAUAUUUUUAUGUUUGAUGAACCAUCUAGUUAUUUGGAUGUCAAACAAAGAUUAAAGGCUGCUCAAGUCAUUCGUUCAUUGAUUCAACCAACAAAUUAUAUUAUUGUAGUGGAGCAUGAUCUUAGUGUUUUGGAUUAUUUAUCUGAUUUCGUAUGUUGUUUGUACGGAUCUGCUGGUGCAUAUGGUGUUGUAACAUUGCCAUUCUCUGUUCGUGAAGGUAUCAAUAUCUUUUUGAAUGGUUUCAUCAAGACUGAGAACAUGAGAUUCCGUAAGGAAGCUUUGACUUUCAAGUUCUCAGAGACCGCCGAUACAGAGGAGGAAAUCAAGAAGCAUUGUCUCUACAAGUAUCCAGCGAUGACAAAGACAUUGGAUGGAUUCAAGCUCGAAGUAAAGGCUGGUGAGUUCACAGACUCUGAAAUCAUUGUUAUGCUCGGUCAGAACGGUACCGGUAAGACCACCUUCAUCAAGAUGUUGGCCGGUCAACUGCCACCAGACGACGGUGCUUCGAUCCCAGAGUUGAAUGUAAGUUACAAACCACAGAAGAUCUCACCAAAGUUCCCAGGUACCGUGCGUGAGCUCUGCCACAAGCGUAUUCGUGACACUUUCCUCCAUCCGCAAUUCAACUCUGACGUCGUCAAGCCACUGAAUCUCGAGAACAUCAUCGAUCAGCAAGUACUCAAUCUCUCUGGUGGUGAGUUGCAACGUGUCGCCAUCGUUCUCUGUCUCGGUCAGCCCGCCGACAUCUACCUCAUCGACGAGCCAUCUGCCUACUUGGAUUCCGAACAGCGUAUUAUCGCAUCAAAGGUUAUCAAGCGUUUCAUCUUGCACGCCCGUAAGUCUGGUUUCAUCGUAGAGCACGAUUUCAUCAUGGCCACCUACUUGGCCGAUCGUGUCAUCGUCUACGAAGGUGUUCCAGCCGUUCACUGCAUUGCCAACGCACCACAGUCACUGCUCACCGGUAUGAAUCAAUUCUUGAAGACAUUGGAUAUCACUUUCCGUCGUGAUCCAACCAACUAUCGUCCACGUAUCAAUAAGCUCGAAUCCGUCAAGGACAAAGAACAGAAAUCAAACGGAAACUACUUCUUCUUGGAUGCUCAAGAUACUGAGUAA
Molecule: messenger RNA, 1812 nt
Organism: Heterostelium album PN500
Lineage: Eukaryota; Evosea; Eumycetozoa; Acytosteliales; Acytosteliaceae
Gene: abcE1
Product: ATP-binding cassette domain-containing protein
Exons: 3
Coding region: 1-1812 (603 amino acids)
Biological process (GO): translational termination; ribosomal subunit export from nucleus; translational initiation
Molecular function (GO): iron ion binding; ATP binding; ribosomal small subunit binding
Source: RefSeq, a predicted model, not a curated record